Knipowitschia caucasica is the source of this 489-nucleotide messenger RNA. Lineage: Eukaryota; Metazoa; Chordata; Actinopteri; Gobiiformes; Gobiidae. The record is from the annotation of a GenBank genome assembly.
AUGUUGAAGAAGGCAGAAGGCAAAAAGGAGGAGGUUGUGUCUCUGGAGGCUGAGAAGCAGAGGCUGACUGAGGAGAUGCAGCAGCUGCAGCGGAAGAAGUUUGAUCUGGAGCUGCAAGUGCACAGCCACUCUGUGUUCCAUGACUUUAUGAAACAAGUCGUAGAAAUAUCCCAGUUUGAGGAAGUCCAGGAGCAGGUGGAUCAUUUGGAGAAUCUUCUGCACUUCAGGGAGCAGCUCUCUGAGAAGGACAGUUGUGAUCACGAACGCAUCAACACGCUCAGGACAGAACUCGUGACGUUAAGAGACAACCAUCACCUCAUGAUGGUGCGGGGAAGGAACCAGCUCUCAGAUCUGCAGACUGAGCUGGAGAAAACACGCUCCGAAACCUUCUCAUGGAUCUCGCCAUUGGUGUCCUACUUCGGGGAGGGUCUAGAGAAGCUGAUAGGAAAGACUUAUCAAUCUGAGUUGUUUCUUGACAAAGAGCCAUAG